Messenger RNA from Ricinus communis (castor bean), 1431 nucleotides. RefSeq lists its product as uncharacterized. The coding region runs from base 1 to 1431 and encodes 476 amino acids. The record is from RefSeq and is a predicted model, not a curated record. Lineage: Eukaryota; Viridiplantae; Streptophyta; Magnoliopsida; Malpighiales; Euphorbiaceae. The transcript is spliced from 2 exons.
AUGGAAUUCUCAGACUCCACAGAGUCCUCACAAGAAUCUUCUUCAGACUCAGACGAUAGUGAAAUACCAAUCUUAAUGAUUGGUCUGCAUGAAGAAAGUCAGAAGAGUAUUCUGGAAGAUGUAAUACAAUAUCCUCUCUCUCCAACCCUACUGUCUUCUUUCUUUGUUUCUCCACCUCCUGAAACUUUUCAAUUUACUACAAAACCUCCUCCUGUCCCAUAUAUUCCCAUACAGAUACUAUCCUCAAAAUACUCCAAGCCUGUACCAGUAAUAGCUUUCUUUGACACUGGAGCACAAAGAAGCAUGAUGAACCCAAUGGUUCUCCCAUUAGAGUAUUGGAAGCCCCAUGAUCAGUUCUUCAGGGCAGCCAAUGGUCAAACCUUCAAAACCACUCUGAUCACAAGACAAAAGAUCGGAAUACAGUUCUUUCCUGAUUGCGUUGUAUGGACGCAUAUCAUUGGUUCAGAUCUUCCAAAUAAGGAUAUCCUGAUAGGAUUUGAUGUUUAUCACCAAGCUCAAAAGCUCCAAAUCCUUCCAACUGGCAUAAAGUUCAAAAGACAGUUUCGGCCAUACACUGAAACUUCAAAUCUGUUUUCUGUGACAGAUACUAUUUCACUAUUCCUUCCAUACACAGAAAAAUUCCUUCAGCUCUGUCCAGAAUCUCAUUCACAUUUUCAACAUCCUCUUCCUCUGUGGAAAAAUCCACAGUUCUAUAUCAGCCUCCCCUUCAAACUUAAUGAAGACAUUAACCCUACUAAAGCCACACACAUGGGAAUGUCUCCCACAGACCUAGCCCUUGCCCGAUCGGGAAUGCCCGACACCUUACAAAGAAGGUCUGAAAGGAUCCGAGGAAAGAAGAGGCUUGUCAUAGACUACAAGCCCUUAAACCAUUUCCUUCAAGACAACAAAUUUCCUCUCCCUCGGAUCUCAAAUCUCAAGGUCCACAUCCAAAAGGCCCAAUACUAUUCCAAAUUUGACCUAAAGGCGGGCUUUUGGCAACUCGGUAUCCAGCCCACAGAGAGAUACAAGACUGCAUUUUGUAUCCCUAAUGCCCAAUACCAGUGGACUGUUAUGCCCUUUGGGCUCAAGACGGCCCCAUCUCAAUUCCAGAAGACAAUGAUUGAGAUUUUUGGGCCUAUCCUUUACUCUUCUUUGAUCUACAUCGACGGCGUCCUUCUAUUCUCAAAAACAGCAGAGGACCAUCACCAACUGUUACAACAGUUCCUUGCCAUCAUCCAGAAAUAUGGCAUUAUGCUGUCAGAAAAGAAGAGCACUAUUGGCCAACGAGAAAUUAAAUUUCUCGGAAUGCAUUUCAAGAAUGGCCAGUACACAUAUGGUCCCCACCUGACAAAGGAACUUGAUAAUUUUCUAGAAGAGAAUUUAUCAGUAAAACAAAUUCAACAGUUCCUUGGAAUCCUGAACUAUGUUUGA